Molecule: messenger RNA, 390 nt
Organism: Macadamia integrifolia
Lineage: Eukaryota; Viridiplantae; Streptophyta; Magnoliopsida; Proteales; Proteaceae
Product: ethylene-responsive transcription factor 1A-like
Exons: 1
Coding region: 1-390 (129 amino acids)
Biological process (GO): regulation of DNA-templated transcription; ethylene-activated signaling pathway
Molecular function (GO): DNA binding; DNA-binding transcription factor activity
Source: RefSeq, a predicted model, not a curated record
AUGGCUUCGGCUUCGGCUUCAUCGGUUGUGACUACGGCAUCAUCGACAGUACUGGAGAAGUCAACUUCAGUGACGGCUCUAGCUGUGGCUUCGUCGAAGGGGAAGCAUUACAGAGGAGUAAGACAACGGCCAUGGGGGAAAUUUGCAGUGGAGAUCAGAGAUCCGGUGAAGAACAGCUCUAGAGUUGGGCUUGGUACGUUCGAGGUAGCUGAGGAAUCUCCUGUGCCAAUUUUUGUAAGAACUAGGGCAGAAUUUGUUUUCAUUUUUUUUUUCAAAAAUUUCUUACGAUGGAGACGGCUGAGGAUCUGGGCAAGUUCGUUGCCGAAGGAACAGGGUCUUAGGAGCUAUUCGGUCAUUCCGAGAGGGUGCAAGGGACGUGUUGUUCGUUGA